Molecule: messenger RNA, 1156 nt
Organism: Pelodiscus sinensis (Chinese soft-shelled turtle)
Lineage: Eukaryota; Metazoa; Chordata; Testudines; Trionychidae
Gene: TXNL4B
Product: thioredoxin like 4B
Biological process (GO): mRNA splicing, via spliceosome
Cellular component (GO): U5 snRNP; U4/U6 x U5 tri-snRNP complex; spliceosomal complex
Source: RefSeq, a predicted model, not a curated record
CAAGUGGGGAAGAAGCAGGUGUCAAUAUCCCUCCUACCCCUCCUGAAAAGGCUUCAAGCCCACGGGACAGUGAAACCCCCUUUCUCUGCGGUGCUUGCAGCCGGAAUCUCAUUCCUCCCUUUGUUGGGCACCAGAUCCGCACAGGCAGCUUGGGAGGCCUUCUGAGCAGAGCAACAGAAAUUAUCUGUCAGAGGGUGGAGCCGUGUUAGUCUGAAUCUGCAAAAGCAGCGAGGAGUCCUGCGGCACCUUGUAGACUAACUGAAGUGUAGGAGCAUAAGCUUUCGUGGGCAAAGACCCACUUCGUCAGAUGCAGAAAUUAUCUGGAAAGCCUGACAUGAGGAAGCAUUUAAAGGAGCAGAACAGCAAAGCCUGGCUAGUGGGAGAGGUCGUUAGAGAAGAGUCAAGAAAUAUUGACUGGUGUAAGCUUCAGUGAAGUAGAGAGAUUAUAUACAGUUUUUGAUGUCUGGAGUCAUUUUCUAUCAAGAUGAGCUUCCUGCUGCCCAGUCUAACCAGUAAAAAGGAAGUGGAUCAGGCAAUAAAAAAUGUAGCUGAGAAAGUUUUGGUUCUUCGAUUCGGGAAAAAUGAUGAUCCUGUUUGCCUGCAACUGGAUGAUAUUCUUGCAAAGACAUCUCAUGACCUAAGUAAAAUGGCAGCCAUUUACUUGGUGGAUGUGAACAAGGUGCCAGUGUACACCCAGUAUUUUGACAUCAGUUAUAUUCCAUCAACUGUCUUUUUCUUCAAUGGACAACACAUGAAAGUGGAUUAUGGGUCUCCAGAUCACACUAAAUUUGUGGGAAGCUUUAAAACAAAGCAAGACUUCAUAGAUUUGAUUGAAGUGCUUUACCGUGGAGCAAUGCGUGGAAAGCUCAUAGUACGAAGUCCUAUUGAUCCCAAGAAUGUUCCCAAAUACGACCUUCUCUACCAAGGAAUUUAAAAUAUUGAUUUGAUAUGAGCAAAACUAGUGAAUUCAUCUUUAAGAUCAUAUUGGUCAUCCUUAGAAGACAGACAUUUUGUCAUGUUCUUGUAAAUAGAACAUUUAUUUGUAUUCAACACAAGUGAUUUUUGAAAUGCACAGUAUACCUGAUGGUUAUAAUAUGGUGCUUUCCAAGUGGCAUUGGUGACUGAACAAAUUACAUUAAAGCAUGGAUGUGUUCUG